AUGAGCGGGGCACAGGAGGAACGUUUAGAAAAGAGCAAUGAUGUUGAAGCCCGGGCUGGUUCCCUGGAGAAAGAGGAGCUACCCGAUCCCUAUAUUGUGGAUUGGGAUGGACCCGAUGACCCCAACUGUCCCAUGAAGUGGCCCUGGUGGAAGAAGGUGCGACAGUUGGCAGGGAUGGGAGUGAACAGUCUUCUCACACCCUUGUCCUCAUCGAUGUUCUCCCCGGGCGAAGCAGACGUACUGGCUGAAUUUCACAGUUCGAACACCACUCUGGGCUCCUUUGUGGUAUCCAUCUUCCUGCUCGGCUAUGUGAUUGGGCCCCUGGUGAUUGCGCCGCUGUCAGAGAUCUACGGGCGCUGUCGACUCUACCACAUAUGCAACACACUCUUCCUCAUCUUCACGAUCGCCUGCGCGGUAGCGCAAACUUUGCCGCAAUUAUUCGUCUUCCGAUUCUUCGCUGGAGUCGCUGGGAGUUGUCCGAUGACUCUGGGCUCGGGAACAGUUGCGGAUCUGAUUCCCAAGGAGAAACGUGCUGGAGUGAUGGCUAUCUGGGCUAUGGGCCCCAUUCUUGGACCGGUCAUCGGUCCCAUUGCCGGCUCAUUCGUCUGCGCGAAUAUCGGCUGGCGCUGGGUCUUUUGGAUCAUCGCUAUCGCGACCGGAGUCAUGCUCAUCGGGACGCUCUUCUGCUACCGGGAGACCUACAGCGUGGUGCUCCUCGAACGCAAAGCCGACAAGCUACGCAAGGAAACCGGCAACGAGAAGUAUCGAUCCAAAUUCGACCGCGGCGUCCCUCGCAAGGAGAUUUUCCGACUGGCCGGUGUACGACCAUUCAAGCUCCUGUUCCUGUCACCCAUUGUCUUGUUAAUGGCACUUUUCGGCGCGGUGUCCUACGGAUACCUGUACCUCAUGUUCACCACCAUCACGUCGAUUUUCGAAAAAGUGUACGGCUGGCGUCAGGAGCUGUGUGGCUUAGCCUACCUGGGCUUCGGCCUGGGUGCCAUCUCUGGGCUGCAAGUCACAGGCUAUGUCGGGAACCGCAUCGCCGCAUCGCAUACGGCCCAAGGCCGCUUCGUGCCCGAAUCGCGCCUGAUUCCCUGCCUCUAUGGAUCCUGGCUUCUGCCCAUCGGUUUAUUCUGGUAUGGGUGGUCGGCGGAUAAGCAUGUCCAUUGGAUCAUGCCCAUCAUCGGCACUGGCAUCUUUGGAGCGGGCCUGAUGUGUGUCUUCCUGUGCAUCAACACGUACCUUGUCGACUCUUACCUCCUGUACGCCGCAUCCGUCACCGCCGCGAACGCGGUGUUACGUUCGCUGAUCGGUGCGCUGCUUCCCCUGGCUGGUCCAUCCAUGUACAGCGCGCUGGGUCUGGGUUGGGGCAAUUCUUUGCUGGCAUUCAUCGCGCUGCUCUUUUGCACGUUCCCGAUAUUCUACAGCCGAUACGGAGCUAGGAUUCGCACCUCCCCGAGAUUUCAACUUAACCUUUAG
Molecule: messenger RNA, 1479 nt
Organism: Aspergillus saccharolyticus JOP 1030-1
Lineage: Eukaryota; Fungi; Ascomycota; Eurotiomycetes; Eurotiales; Aspergillaceae
Product: MFS transporter
Exons: 4
Coding region: 1-1479 (492 amino acids)
Biological process (GO): transmembrane transport
Molecular function (GO): transmembrane transporter activity
Source: RefSeq, a predicted model, not a curated record